Protopterus annectens (West African lungfish) is the source of this 3833-nucleotide messenger RNA. Its product is annotated as opioid growth factor receptor-like protein 1. NCBI's taxonomy places the organism in Eukaryota, Metazoa, Chordata, Ceratodontiformes, Protopteridae. Gene Ontology annotation, cellular component: membrane. The coding region runs from base 264 to 1448 and encodes 394 amino acids. The transcript is spliced from 7 exons. Gene Ontology annotation, molecular function: opioid growth factor receptor activity. The record is from RefSeq and is a predicted model, not a curated record.
AUGAAAGGCGUGUCUUCUUCCUGGUCGGAAAAUCCCUUGUUUGGUUUCAGUUCCUCAUUUCAAGUUGACUACACUUCCAAAUGCUUCAUCUGUAACUAUUGAGUUAGGAAGGCUUGAAGCAUUAAAUGCAGGUGUGGUGUCAGCAGGGAGGAAACUGCAGAGUUUCAUGAAGCGGUUGUAAGAAAGGAAGUAAUCUAUGUAAGAGAGCGCUGGAGGAAAGAAGCUGUGCAGUUUGGUAACGGUAGGGUACACGGUAACAUCCAAUGGGGAAUUUUUUUGGACUGGGCAUCAGCUUGAGGGAGCCAACCUCCUUAGAGGAAUGCGACUCGACGUGGAAUUCGGACUCCGAGACUGAAGAGUACGUAGGUGACAGGGCAUCUGGCCAAACGACACCAACCCCGGAGAGAAAAGAUGACACGGGAGAAGAGGAAACUGAACAGACUGAUAGGACAAUUGAGCCUAUACCCAAACCAAAGAGAAGCUUUUAUGCGGCAAAAGAUUUGUUCAAGUAUCGGCACAAGUACCCACAGAAACUUAAAGAUAUGAGAUACCACAAUGAUUUGUGCAAUCUAAGAUUCUAUAUGAACAAAAUUCCAUUCAAACCUGAGGGUGUUUAUAUAGAAGACAUCCUAAGUCGGUGGAAAGGAGACUAUGAGAAGUUGGAGCAAAACCAUACCUACAUACAGUGGCUUUUUCCACUGAGAGAGCAGGGACUGAACUUCUACGCUAAAGAACUGACCACAUUGGAAAUUGAGGAAUUCAUGACGACAAAAGAAGCUGUCAAGAGAUAUCUUUUGGCUUACAAACUAAUGCUUGAUUUUUUUGGAAUAAGACUGGUAGAUAAAAAUGGAAAUGUAGCACGAGCCUCAAACUGGUGUGAGCGAUUUAAACAUUUAAAUGAGUCCCAGCAUAACUAUUUAAGAAUCACUCGUAUUUUAAAAAGUCUUGGAGAACUUGGAUAUGAACAUUUCAAGCCACCUCUAGUGAAGUUUCUGCUUCAGGAAGCCCUUGUAGAGGAGACUAUACCAAAUAUCAAGCACAGUGCACUAGAAUAUUUUGUGUACACCAUCAGAGCGAGGAAGGAACGGAGAAGGUUAUUGCGUUUUGCACAGCAACAUUAUACGCCUGCUGAAAGCUUUAUUUGGGGUCCACCUAAAAAAAUAAAAACUGAAGAAAGGAAGGUAGCUGUUAAGCCUACAGAUACACCUUCUGUUGUUUUGGAUAAUAAAGUAACUCUAGAAGAGGUUGGUGAGCAUAAAAAUCAAAUUAAAUCUGAAACCAGGAGUAAUGAAAACAGACAAAGCAAGAGCAGUGGAGAAGGAUCUGACACUUCUGCAUCAAGCCCAGAACUGAAUGGAAAUAAAAAUUGUGUGGAUGAAGCAGAAAUAACCUCUGAUAGUGAAUGCCACAAUUUCAAAGAUGGGGUUGGUAUACCACCCCCAGAAUGAGACUAAUUAAUUUGGAGGUUUAUAACUUGCGCAUGAGAUUACCAAUAUCCAAGACUGCUUUUAAGAUAGCUGCACAUUAAUGGAUUUAAUGCCUUUGUGUGGGUAUGUACUGUGGGUAUUACAACUGCUCAUUGACAUUAAAUUUCCCUUUGUAACUGAAUGGUGAGCAAAGCUUAAGCUUAGUCAGAUUAGGAAUAGUUUAGAACAAACAAGACUACUAAUCUGAUUUUUUUAUUUGUAUUUUUUAUUUUAUAUAUUUUUGCCUUUUAAGAUUUUAUUAAUGUAUGAAUAUUUUGUUUUUUGAAUUCCAGCCUACUUCUGCUUUUAAUCAGUAUGUACAGAAUUUCAAAUUUAUUGGAAGUUUUUUUUUUUAUUCUCUACUUGCUUAACAAGUAGAAUGUCAGAAUCAUAAAGUUGAUUUCAAAGUUGUAUACUGUAGGUACCAUACGUUUAUUAAUUAGACAAGCAUGUGCUACCUCCAGAUUGGAACUGAAGAAUGCAGACACUACUUUAAAAGCAGUUUUCUGCAUCUGUUGAAACUUAGGAGCAAGAUUGCUUCAUAUAAUAUGUAGUCCUAUUGAUGGCCUUUUGAGUCAUUGACUUUUAGUAUUUAGUAGAAGUACAGCGAUGAGAAAUUUCCUGCAAGGGCAGAGUUUUUUUUUGCAGUUUUAGGAGUUUUUUCUGUAAUAUAGAAAUUUGUAAUAGCAGCAUUUGCACUAGGUGAGAGCCACUUCUGUCUUGCUGAUGCUGUCAAAGUUUCCCGACUUGUCUGUUUAUACAGUAUACCAAGCCUACUUUAACUUUUAAUUGCAGUGAGUUUAAUAGCAGAUUGUGCUAUUUUGUAAAGUGCCUAAUUUGUAUUACAGAGCACCAGUAGUCCUUCACUGACAAACAGUAGUUUCAAGUCUUACACAAGAAGGUUCACAAAUGCUAGAGCAAACAUUGGAAAAUAGCACUGAGUAAAUUUAAUUUUCUCUAUAAAAAUGAGUUCCUUUUUAACUUUUCCAUAUUUUAUCAUAAAUUCACUAGACCACCUUCAGCUGAUGAUUUGGCUCCAUGACGGAAAUGUUAAUAAUUUAAGAUCAAAAUUCAGAAGAGGUGAUCAAAAACAGCAAUACAGAAUUCACACAUUAAAUUAUAGAAUUUACUAUAAAACAUUUAAAGCAACUUUGCAGGAGCUUUGCUCCUGUGCAUCCCCCAAAGUGUGUGUGUGUGUGUGUGUGUGUUGGGGGUGGUGGCACAGUGCCACUAUUGUAAAUAUACCAACUUUGACACUACUUACCUCAGAGUGAAUUCUUUAAGAAUAAAGCAGCCUAGAUCUUUUGAUACAGAUUGCAUCUGCUGUACAUUAGUAAAUGCAUGUAGAGCAUCAAUCGAUGUUUCACAUUUCUGCCUGGUACCAAUGGUAUGUUUUCAAAAUUUAUUUUAAGUUUUCUAUCAUUUUUGUGUACAUUCCAUUAUUAUUUGUGGUCAGUAAGUGGAAGUCUCUACUUAUUGUAGCUUACAUUCAUUUUCACAUAUUUUAGUGGAAAAAACAAACAACAUUUAACAAUAUUUCAGAAUAUUCAUUGAGUCACGUUUGGUUACUAAAGUCUAGAUACUGUGUUUUAUUUCUUCUAGAUUGUAUUAUUGACUACUAGAUUAAUGCUUUAUUUUCACAACAAAGGCAAAUAGUACAGCAGAUGAAAUGAGUAACAUACCAAAGGUUAGUUUUAGAUAAAUAGUACAGCGGCUGAAAUGAGUAACAUACUAAAGGUUAGUUUUAGAUAAACAGUACAGCAGCUGAAAUGAGUAACAUACUAAGGGUUAGUUUUAGAUAUCCAAAUGUGCUGCAGAUGCUGUAAAUUAUAAGUUACUUUAAGUUCCAUGCAGUGCUUCUCUAGACCAAGAGGAGGUAAUGCAUACCAAGAAAAAAGCUUUUCACUUCUUGCCAAGAGCAAUCUGUAGACCUGACUUUGUUACUUUCACGGAUGUGGCAUAUUUAUCCAGGCGUACAUUUACUGUAUCAAUCAGAUUUUUAACUUUGGUGGUGGCAUCUCUGUUUAACAGUGUAUAAAUAAAAUAGCAUGAGCAAAAAGCUCAGAAAAACAUUUUUCUUUUAGUUCCAGCAUUUUGUGGCCAGUGCCAUUUCUUUAAUGGCAUGCAUAUUCUUUAGACAUUUUCCACAUCAUUAUGCAUAAUGAUAUUUUGUCUGGUUGUCUUUCGACUUUUCCCGGUUAGGGGACUCCACAGUGGAAGUCUGGUCUGGUAAUGACUGGCAGUGAGUUUUUAUAGUGUCAAGUUGCCAGCCCGGCACCCAACCUUCAAGGAAGGCACACCCCCACACGCACCUAUCUGCAUGUCUUUAAAUUUACUCAACUGUGGGGAGGACAUGCAGACUCUGCA